AGUGACACAGGAUGACCCCAAGUGUCACAGCCUCAGCAAGCACCGGAACGAGGCCCCCCAGCCCUUCACGGGGACGGCCAAGAAGUCUCCAGAAUCCCCGGUUAAGCUGGAUGCGCCCCCAUCGGCCUGCCCACGACAUGUGAGGGUCAAAAACUGGGGCAGUGGGAUGACUCUCCAAGACACACUUCACCACAAGGCCAAAGCGGAUUUGGCUUGCAAGUCCAAGUGUUGCUUGGGAUCCAUCAUGAACUCCAAAAGCUUGACCAGAGGACCCAGGGACAAGCCUACCUCCCCAGACGAGCUUCUACCUCAAGCUAUCGAAUUUGUCAAUCAGUAUUACAGCUCCUUCAAAGAGGCAAAAAUAGAGGAACAUCUGGCCAGGGUGGAAGCUGUAACAAAGGAGAUAGAAACAACAGGAACCUACCAGCUGACGGGAGAUGAGCUCAUCUACGCCACCAAGCAGGCCUGGCGCAAUGCCCCACGCUGCAUCGGAAGGAUCCAGUGGUCCAACCUGCAGGUCUUCGACGCCCGGCGCUGUUCCACUGCCCAGGAAAUGUUCGAGCACAUCUGCAGACACCUGCGUUACUCCACCAACAACGGCAACAUCAGGUCGGCCAUCACGGUGUUCCCGCAGCGGAGCGAUGGGAAGCAUGACUUCCGAGUCUGGAACUCCCAGCUCAUCCGCUAUGCCGGCUACCAGAUGCCGGAUGGCACCAUCCGCGGGGACCCCGCCUGCGUGGAGUUCACCCAGCUGUGCAUCGACCUGGGCUGGAAACCCAAGUAUGGCCGCUUCGACGUGGUGCCUCUGGUCCUGCAGGCCGGCGGCCGCGACCCUGAGCUCUUCGAGAUCCCGCCCGACCUUGUGCUCGAGGUGCCUAUGGAACAUCCCAAGUACGAGUGGUUCCAGGAGCUGGGGCUGAAGUGGUACGCCCUGCCUGCCGUGUCCAACAUGCUGCUCGAGGUGGGUGGCCUGGAGUUCCCAGGGUGCCCCUUCAACGGCUGGUACAUGGGCACAGAGAUCGGAGUCCGGGACUUCUGUGACGUCCAGCGCUACAACAUCCUGGAGGAGGUGGGCAGAAGGAUGGGCCUGGAAACGCACAAGCUCGCCUCACUCUGGAAGGACCAGGCUGUCGUUGAGAUCAAUGUCGCCGUGCUCCACAGUUUCCAGAAGCUAAAUGUGACCAUCAUGGACCACCACUCGGCUGCAGAGUCCUUCAUGAAGUACAUGCAGAACGAGUACCGGUCCCGAGGGGGCUGCCCCGCCGACUGGAUUUGGCUGGUGCCCCCCAUUUCUGGCAGCAUCACCCCCGUGUUCCACCAGGAGAUGUUAAACUAUGUUCUGUCCCCUUUCUACUACUACCAGGUGGAAGCGUGGAAAACCCACGUCUGGCAGGACGGGAAGCUGAGGCCCCGGAGAAGAGAGAUUCGGUUUCAAGUCCUGGUUAAAGCCGUGCUCUUCGCCUCUAUACUGAUGCGCAAGACCAUGGCGUCCCGAGUCAGAGCCACCAUCCUCUUUGCGACGGAGACGGGAAAAUCGGAAACGCUGGCCCAGGACCUAGGGGCUUUGUUCAGCUGUGCCUUCAACCCCAAGGUUCUCUGCAUGGACGAGUACAGGCUGAGCAGCCUGGAGGAGGAGCAGCUGCUGCUGGUGGUGACCAGCACCUUUGGGAACGGAGACUCCCCCGGCAAUGGAGCGAAACUGAAGAAAUCCCUCUUCAUGCUGAAAGAGCUCACCAACAAGUUCAGGUAUGCCGUGUUUGGACUCGGUUCCAGCAUGUACCCUCAGUUCUGCGCCUUUGCUCAUGAUGUCGACCAGAAGUUGUCCCACCUGGGAGCGUCUCAGCUCAUCCCGACGGGGGAAGGGGACGAGCUCAGUGGGCAGGAAGAGGACUUCCGCAGCUGGGCCGUGCAAACCUUCAAGGCAGCCUGUGAGGCGUUCGAUGUCCGAGGCAAACACCGCAUUCAAAUCCCCAAGCUCUACACCACCAAUGUGACCUGGGACCCGCACCACUACCGGCUCGUGCGGGACUCUCAGCCUUUGGACCUCAACAAAGCCCUCAGCGGAAUGCACGCCAAGAAUGUGUUCACCAUGAAGCUCAAGUCGCGGCAGAAUCUACAGAGCCCCAAAUCCAGCCGCACCACGCUCCUGGUGGAACUCUCCUGUGAGGGCAGCCCAGGCCUCAGCUACCAGCCUGGAGAGCACCUGGGGGUUUUCCCAAGCAACCAGCCAGCUCUGGUUCAAGGCAUUUUGGAGCGAGUGGUGGACGGCCCCGCACCCCACCAACCCGUGUGCCUGGAGACCCUCAGCGAGACUGGCAGCUACUGGGCCCGGGACAAGCAGCUGCCCCCCUGCUCCCUCAGCCAGGCCCUCACCUACUUCCUGGACAUCACCACGCCCCCAACCCAGCUGCUGCUCCGAAAGCUGGCUCAGCUGGCCACAGAAGAACCGGAGAGGCAGAGGCUAGAGACCCUGUGCCAGCCCUCAGAAUACAAUACGUGGAAGUUCACCAACAGUCCCACAUUCCUGGAGGUGCUGGAGGAGUUCCCGUCCCUGCGGGUAUCUGCCAGCUUCCUGCUCUCCCAGCUCCCUGUCCUGAAACCCCGGUACUACUCCAUCAGCUCCUCCAGGGACCGCACCCCCACGGAGGUCCACCUCACCGUGGCCGUGCUCACCUACCGCACCCGAGAUGGCCAGGGUCCCCUGCACCAUGGUGUCUGCAGCACAUGGCUCAGCAGCCUGAAACCCCAAGACCCAGUGCCCUGUUUUGUAAGAAGUGCCAGCGGCUUCCAGCUCCCCGAGGACCCCUCCCGUCCUUGCAUCCUCAUUGGACCCGGCACGGGCAUUGCCCCCUUCCGCAGUUUCUGGCAGCAGCGACUCCAUGACACUGAGCACAAAGGGCUCCAGAGAGGCCACAUGACCCUGGUGUUUGGGUGCCGGCGCCCAGAUGAGGACCACCUUUACCGGGAGGAGAUGUUGGAGAUGGCCCGGAAGGGGGUGCUGCAUGAGGUGCACACAGCCUAUUCUCGCCUGCCUGGCCAGCCCAAGGUAAUGGGGCAACUGCCCGUGCAGUGGGAGGAGCAUUAAAAGCACAGACUCUGGUGGGUGCCCUGGCUCCCCACACACACGCCCCUCACAUCUCUGAGCCUUCAUCUUAGCUCUAGAAUGUAGGCAGUUACUGUCAGAGCGAUGCUGGGAAGCUCUUCCAUUCACUCUUCCGGGAGAAGAGAUAGGCCCUGAGACCUUCAGGACAAAGUCAGGGCCACAUGGUGGCUUAAUCCCCAGGCACAGCCUGCUGAGAUCCUUCCCCUGAAAC
Messenger RNA from Myotis davidii, 3314 nucleotides. RefSeq names its product nitric oxide synthase 2 (gene NOS2). The record is from RefSeq and is a predicted model, not a curated record. The coding region runs from base 167 to 3085 and encodes 972 amino acids. Gene Ontology annotation, molecular function: FMN binding; flavin adenine dinucleotide binding; heme binding. Lineage: Eukaryota; Metazoa; Chordata; Mammalia; Chiroptera; Vespertilionidae. The transcript is spliced from 23 exons. Gene Ontology annotation, biological process: nitric oxide biosynthetic process.